Molecule: messenger RNA, 2365 nt
Organism: Caenorhabditis sp. 36 PRJEB53466
Lineage: Eukaryota; Metazoa; Nematoda; Chromadorea; Rhabditida; Rhabditidae
Source: the annotation of a GenBank genome assembly
AUGAACCUACUUCUCCUUCUCUUCGCCCUGCUCCCAACGGCCACCAGUGGCGCCCAUCUGAUCCCGAAAAAGUCGGCGACGAUCGACAAGAACACGGUGCUCGUGCUGUUCGGAACACGUCACGGAAACCGUCAUCCGGAGGUGUUCCUUCAGGAGAACCCGAGAAGUUGGGGUUACGAGGGCAACACCGAAUUGACGUCGUUCGGCAAGCGUCAAGGACUCGGCCUGGGCAAGGAGAUUCGAAGUUUUAUUGGCACUUUGGUAGGUCGACGAGCGAGAGAUUUUUGAUUUGAGGCCAAAGUAUUGCAGAUCGGUCGCAACUACAACUCGUCUGAAGUCAAAUACUACUCCAGCUCGGCGAACCGAUGCCAGAUGACUCUUCAGGUAUCUCUAGAACCAUGCAUUAUUUCAAAAUGUGGUCAACUGAAAAGUUGUCGUAAAUUUCAUGCUCUACAACUUUGUAGUAGAUCAUUUUGCUCUAGACCGUCACCGCCGCCAUCCACGACCCGGAACAGUGGGGAGAUUGGGACAAGAAGUGGUACGAUCACUGGUCGCCGGUCCCCUACACCAUUGACGAUCCGCUGCUCAGAAUGUACGCUGUCGAGGAGUGCAAGGCCAAUGAUAAGGGUACGCACAUUUUUGAAUCAAGAUGAAUCAACUAUCACUGUCAUACGAAUGAGUUUACACAUUCUGAGCGUUAAACGGUGGCGUCCAACGUGACAUAAUACAACAUAUUUUUAAAAUUAACUUCAAAGUGGGGCAUUCACUUUCUCAAAGUCCCGAAUUGCGGAAAAAAUUCCCCGAUUUUUAAGAUUUUUUUCAAAAAAGUUAAUGGUACCGAGAGAGAUUUUUCUAGUCCCCGGAUGGAAUUCCCAUUUCUUCCGAUUUUUUUUUUCGUUUUCGUGCAAAUUUCUUAAAUUUUCAAUUGUUUUUUCACUGAACACACUUAUUUACAAUAUUUAAAAAAAAAUUAUGUUUUUUUCUGUGCCGUGACGCCAAAAAAUCGAUAAUCUGAAUAUUUUUUUUUGUUGUUUUUCCGGGUUUUUCGCUCAAUUUUCGGUUUGCGCGCUGAAAAGCAAAUACUAAAUACAUCGCUUAAUCAUUUCCUGAGUCUUAAUUUUAUGUUUGCGAGUUACAGAAAGUUUUAUUUUUCAAAGUAAUGCGAAAAAUCCGAAACUUCCCAUUUUCGGUUUUACAAAAAGUGGCUGAUUUUUUCUGAAUCUCUGAAUUUUGCUGAAUUUUGAAAGUUUCAGAUUAUCGAUUUUUUUGGCGUCACGAAACAGAAAAAAAUCAUAAAUUUUUUUAGAUAUUGCAAAUAAGUGUGUUCAGUGAAAAAACGAUUGAAAAUUUAAGAAAAUUGCACGAAAACGGAAAAAAAGUGAAUGCCCCACGUUGAAGUUUAUUUUAAAAAUAUGUUAUACGUCACGUUGAACACCACUUUUAAACGGUCAUGAAUUAGUGAAAACAAUAAUAAUCGAUAACAGUUCGAAGAAAACGUUAUACAAUUUACGAAUUUCGGGGGGAACUACAAAAUUUGACUCAAUCGUUCAUGUUUUUGGGCGUAAAAAGUGAGGGCGCUCGAGAGAAACACAGUUUUCCAGUCUGGGGUCCAAUCUCGAAGGACACUCUGCCAUCGCUCAAAAAGCUGAAAACCGACAACGCCGCGGAGCUCAAAUAUUUCGCCGACAACACGAAAUGGGACUUGGAGAAUCUGGGAAAAGCGGCCGAUUUGGCCGACAAUCUCAUCGAAAUCGAUUUGUACAAGGCCGAGUAUCCGUCGUGGAUCAAGGCGCCAAAACUAAAAGGGUACAAUACCGAAAAGCUGAAGGCCAAAUUUUGGAGUUUGCCGAGGUGCAUCAGAAUGCGUGCGCCGAUUAUGCGCCGUGCGGGAAUCUGAUGGCCGGCUACUGGCUUCAGGACAUUAUCAACAAGUUGGUGAAGGCCAGUGACGGAAAGGGACCGAAACUCAUCGGAUAUGCAUCGGUGAGUCCGAUUCUGGGCGGUUUUCUAGACAGAUAUUGUCGUCUUGAAAGUGGUCAACUGGAAAAAGUGUAAUAUUAGACGUAAAUUGAGAUUCCAGCACACCGAAGUGACUCUGUCCGUGAUGCGAGUGAUGGGCUACGACAAGGACGAGUUGACCACUUCCGCCGGCUUCGUCGUCGAGUUCAAACGGCUUCCGAAGCCCGCCGUCCGUCUUCUCAACCACGAUCCGAAUCCGAUCGACGAGCACGUCAUCUACCCGGCCGAGCUGGUGCCGAAGCUCAAGAAACUCGCCGACAAGGACGGAUUCAUUCCGCUCGACGCGUUUUUGGCGUUUGCCAAACCGCUGGCUUUCGCCGACUGGAAGGCCGCUUGUAACAAGUAG